Molecule: messenger RNA, 1122 nt
Organism: Cynara cardunculus var. scolymus (artichoke)
Lineage: Eukaryota; Viridiplantae; Streptophyta; Magnoliopsida; Asterales; Asteraceae
Product: F-box/kelch-repeat protein SKIP25-like
Exons: 1
Coding region: 1-1122 (373 amino acids)
Molecular function (GO): protein binding
Source: RefSeq, a predicted model, not a curated record
AUGAUCUGUUUCUUGAAUCAGUCUACACACUCCGAAACCACCGUAGACCCCAGCGAUGAGCCGGCGCUCCUCCCUGGCUUGCCGAACCACCUAGCCCAAGCAUGCCUCUCCACCGUCCGCCCCUCUCUCCUCUCCGCCGUAUGCCGCCAGUGGCGCCGCCUCAUCUACACCCCGUACUUCCCUCCCUUUUUAUCUCUUUACGCCAUCGUUGCCAAUAACAAUGGUAGCCACCUCUCGGAUUCCGUCGGUUUCUUUAAUUUUGAUCCAAUCUCCUCCAAAUGGACAACCUUGCCAACUCCGACGGUGGACCCACCUCUUCGUUUUCUCCACCGCCACCCGUCGUUCAUAUCCCGGAAUCUUACCAUACAAUCUUUGACGGUCUCCAGUCGUCUAGUGCUCAUUGCAGCCACCGGUCAUAACUUCCUUCCGGCGUUAUCUCAUCCGUUGAUUUUCGACCCUCUUACCGGAGAAUGGUUUCUUGGUCCUCCACUGUCAAACCCACGGCGGUGGUGCGCCGCCGGGUCUAUCGGCGAUGCGGUGUACGUGGCUAGCGGUGUUGGGGCCCACUACCGUGGUGACGUGGCGAGGAUGGUUGAGAAAUGGGAUGUGAAGAGGAGGAGAGAUGAGUGGAGGUGGGAGGAGAUGGCCGCGCUUAACGAUGGAAGAUUUAGUCGAGAAUCAGUGGAGGCAGUUGGGUAUAAAGGGAAGCUUUGCAUGGUGAAUGUGAAGGGUAAUGCCGGAAAAGAAGGUGUCGUUUAUGACGUUGAGGAAAACCGGUGGGAGAAAAUGGCUGCCGGAAUGCUUUCACGGUGGAAAGGGCCGGUGGGUGUGGCGGAGGAAAAGGUGAUGUAUGUGGUGGAUGAAGAAAAGGGUGCCGUCAGGAAGUAUGAUGAUGAGAAUGAUUGUUGGGAAGAGAUGAUUGAAGGGUCGGAGCUUCUGAAAGGGGCGGAGCAAAUGGCGGUUGGUGGAGGGAAACUUUGUGUUGUUUCCGGUGGCGGUAGGAGGAUUACGGUGGUGGACAUGGUGGCGGAGCCUGUGAAGCUUUGGGCGGUGGAUCCGCCAUUGCCGGAAAACGAAGUUAUCUCAGUACAUAUCUUGAGUAGGCCAAGCAAAAGUUUAUAA